AUGAGGAUCAUUGUGCUCGCCCUACUUGUGGCCGCAUGCGUGAGUGCUGACUUGUUCGACCUCAAAAAGUCGCUCGUGGGCGAAAGCCUCAAAGGGCUCAUCAAACACGAAGUGAACAAAAAAAUAAAAAAGACUAUGGAUCGCCUCAAGGAGGUUUUCUCUAGCAGCAUGGUUGAUUUCGGGAAAAAAUUGAGCGGAUACCGGGAAAAGAUACUGCAAAAACUACACUUGUCAAAGGAACAAAGAAAAGAGCUUGUAGAAAGACUGAAGAUGUUGAAAAGGAAAACUAUUGAUAAAGUUUUACCGACGGGAGACUCGAUUGAAGAGAUCAAUAUAAUGAGCAAAAUUGCAGGCGCACUCUUCCAGGGAGAUAUGGUCCUUUCGAAGGAGCAACAAGAACAAGUUUUUGCGGACAUUACCGAAACCCGUUCCAAACGGCAAACUAUGUAUGAUAGAAAGUACCCUGGUAGAAGAUGGUCUACAGGGGUUUCCUACUUCUUCGACCAGAGUGUAGAUGCCAAGAUUCAAAGCGUCUUCAAGAAAGCUGCACAACAAUGCGCAUGUUAG
Messenger RNA from Ostertagia ostertagi, 567 nucleotides. Lineage: Eukaryota; Metazoa; Nematoda; Chromadorea; Rhabditida; Trichostrongylidae. The record is from the annotation of a GenBank genome assembly.